UCUUUUUCCCAUCAGACACCGCGACUGGUCAGAGUCAGACAGCAGACAGGAAUCAUGAGAAGCUAAUAAGCUUCUGACACUGUUACAAAAAGAAGCUCAGUGAAUAUUAAUGAAGAUCUAAUAACACAACAGUAAGCAUGUGCCAUCGGAUCGAUGAUGUUAUGAAGCUGUGCUGUGAAUUAUCGGCCAACCAGCAAAUCCAGACCACGGUGAAGGGCUCGGGGAAAGGAGCAGCAGCAGCCGGAGGACUGGCCUUCGCUGGAGGGCUGGUCGGGGGUCCUCUUGGUAUUGCAGUAGGUGGCGCUGUCGGAGGCCUGCUGGGCUGCUGGCUGACCAGCGGACAGUUCAAACCGCUGCCUCAGAUCAUCAUGGAGCUGAGCCCUCAGCAGCAGCAGAAGCUGUACGACGACCUCAUGGCCGUCCUGGGGAACAUCCAGUGGACAGACGUGGCUCAGCUGACGGCUCUAGUGAUGGGAAACGCCGCCCUGAAGCAGCAGCUCACGGCCGCUCUUCUCGGCUACAUCACCAAGGAGCUGCAGGCGGAGGUGCACUAUGUGGACUAAUGGAAAACUACUGGACAGCAUAGUCCAUCCUGUAUCGGGGUUUCUGCAGAUGUGACCUUCUAUCUACACACCUCAAGGACAGAACCAUAGUUACCAUGUCUUGCUGGUCUGAGGGACUGAUGGUUUUGAGGAGAUAGGGAUGAUAAUGAACGCCUGAUAGUCCUAAGCCCACCCCUCAGCUUUUCUUUUGUCCUCCUUAAAAGUUCGGUGCACUUUCUUAAUUUUGUCACUUACCUCCUGCAGACCUACUUGACCUUUCUUGUAAGAAAGAACCCACUAAUGGACAAACUCUAAGACAAUCUUUAUUGUUUCAGACAUUAGCGCUCUGCUGGAUCAAAGCAUAUUUAAUUUCCAACACAUGGAUUAGAGCCUGUUUAAACACUGGACUCACCGGCCGACAUGCUCAGGAGGACAGAGUCUAUGAGAGGAAGGUGAACUGUUUUUUUUUGUUUUUUUUUAAUGAAGCUGAAGAUCAUUAAAUGUGCAACCACAUUUUAUAAAAACAGGUACACUGGUUAAAAGCAGAUCAACACAAUAAUGGUGUCUAUUAAAGCAGUAACUUAUUAAGGGAAGUGCAAUUAUCAGUUGAAGGAAUUAUUUAUUAAUUAUGAUGAUCAGUCUGGCUUUUAAAGUUGUUAAUUGAAGACCUGGCUGAGUUCUGCAGCUUUACAGUGGCACAGUUUCCAUCUUGUUCUGCUGCGGUCAUAUUUACAUUCACAAGAUUAUGGUUGUUGUGUAACAUCUUGUUUUGAUAUAAAUUAACAGAAUAUUCAGUAUUGUAUUAUGAAUUUACCAGCGUCUGUACAGAAGAUUGAACUCUUUCAAUAAAAACAGAACAAAUGUGGACUUCA
Molecule: messenger RNA, 1414 nt
Organism: Acanthochromis polyacanthus (spiny chromis)
Lineage: Eukaryota; Metazoa; Chordata; Actinopteri; Pomacentridae
Product: protein C19orf12 homolog
Exons: 3
Coding region: 138-563 (141 amino acids)
Source: RefSeq, a predicted model, not a curated record